Molecule: messenger RNA, 3518 nt
Organism: Oncorhynchus gorbuscha (pink salmon)
Lineage: Eukaryota; Metazoa; Chordata; Actinopteri; Salmoniformes; Salmonidae
Product: kynurenine/alpha-aminoadipate aminotransferase, mitochondrial-like
Exons: 15
Coding region: 455-1732 (425 amino acids)
Biological process (GO): biosynthetic process
Molecular function (GO): L-kynurenine:2-oxoglutarate transaminase activity; pyridoxal phosphate binding
Source: RefSeq, a predicted model, not a curated record
UUCGCUAGGUAAACAAAAUGUUUACUGUAACUAUCUAGCUAUCAAUGCCAUCACGGGACGACCAAACCUACUCGAGAGUUGUCAUGUGCGUUGAUAGCGUGAUAAGUAGCAAAGUCUACUUUGAUUAAACAUUUGCAAGCCCAACAUGUGUUGUCGCUUGACAAAAUACAACUGACUAAAGGUAGCUAACUUAGCUGGCUAGCGUUAGCUGUAAUAAUUAACUAGUUAGCUGGCUGCUUUUUAAAUAAAUUAACGCUAGUUGCUCACGAAUCAAGCUGGGUAAUGUAGUCCACACACCGGUUACUUGUGUGGACUAUUGCUAGUGGAAAAAUAAAUUAUCCAGCGGCGGCCACUGUACGAUCAAGCACAAGAUACGCAAGGAGGUGCGGUUGACACACCACAGACAAGCUUGCUCUGUCAGUGCUGAUUGUUAGAAGGUGAUUUUACAGGAGCCAUGAACUACGCUCGGUUUUUGACAGCUGUCAGUGCAGCUCGGAAGCCCUCACCUAUCCGAAUGUUAACUGAAAUCCAGCAAAGGUCACCCCCAUCCAUGAUCUCCUUGGCCGCAGGGGCUCCCAACCCCAACACCUUCCCCUUCCAUUCCUGCUCCAUCCAGGUGAAGAACGGGGAUAUGAUCACCUUCGACGAGACCAUGAUGAAGAGGGCUCUGCAGUACUCGGCCUCCAGCGGAAUCCCGGAGCUGUUGACUUGGAUGAUGGCCCUUCAGAGGAACCUUCACAACCCUCCUACAGCCAACUACAGCGCUGAGAAGGGCAAGAUGGACAUGUGUGUUACUACAGGCAGCCAAGAGGGUCUCUGCAAGGUGUUUGAAAUGCUUGUAAAUCCCGGAGAUAACGUUCUCCUGGACGCGCCCACGUAUUCUGGAACUCUCGCUGCACUCCAGCCAUUGAGAUGUAACCUGAUCAAUGUGCCCAGUGAUCAGCACGGUAUGAUCCCGGGUGGGCUGAAGGAGGUGCUGUCCCGCUGGGACCCGGCAGAUGUCCACAAGCCACACAGCACCGUACCCAGAGUCCUCUACACAAUCCCCAAUGGAGGAAACCCCACCGGGGCCUCCAUGACCACCCAGAGGAAGAGGGAUGUCUACGAGCUUGCCAGGCAGUAUGACCUCCUUAUUAUUGAGGACGACCCCUAUUACUUCCUACAGUUUGACAAGCCUUGGGCUCCCACGUUUCUCUCCAUGGACGUUGACGGGAGAAUCAUCAGGACAGACUCCUUCUCAAAGAUCCUGUCGUCAGGGCUGAGGAUAGGCUUUGUGACUGGGCCCAAGCCGCUGGUGGACAGAGUGGUACUACACAUCCAGGCUUCUACAAUGCAUACCAGCACCUUCACACAGCUCAUGGUGUCCCAGCUGCUGCAUGGCUGGGGUCAAGAAGGCUUCCUCAACCACAUAGAUGGAGUGAUUGAGUUUUACAGAACACAGAGAGAUGCCAUGCUCUCCUCUGCAGACAAGUGUCUCAAAGAUGUGGCAGAGUGGCACGCCCCAGCUGCAGGCAUGUUCCUGUGGAUCAAGGUGAAUGGUGUCACAGACACCCAGAAGCUGAUCAUGGAGAAGGCUAUGGAGAAGGAGGUGCUGCUUGUCCCUGGAGGUGUAUUCAUGAUCAACAGCUCAGAGCCGUGUCCUUAUGUCAGAGCGGCCUUCUCCCUCUCCACACCGGAACAGAUUGACGAGGCUUUCAAGAGGCUCUCUGCACUCAUCAAGGAAUCUUUGUGAGGAGCACAUCAGAUACCAACUGGACGACAAACUAUUUUCAUUGGCAGAGAUCUUUUAUUUAUUUAUUACAAAAUCACUAGCUUUUAUUAGUCUCAUGUACGGGAUACACCGCCUGACGAAAUGCUUAUUUGCAGGGUCCUUCUCGACAAUGCAACAACCAUAAGAAAUAAUCAAAUAUAAAGAAUAUGAACAUUAGUGGCUCGGUAGAAUAGAAGAAACGUUUUAGCAUAAGUUUAAUACAGGAAGGCACAAUUUAUAGUCUAUAGUAUUUACCAAUCAUAAGAAUUUGGUAUCUCUGUGUGUGUGGGCUCCGAUACCGUCUGCUGUGGGCCUUCCUCCGGCACCGCUUUGAGUAGAUGCCCUGGAUGGGUGGGAGCACAGUGCCAGUGAUGUACUGGGCCGUCUUCACCGCCUGCUGGAGGGCCUUGCGGUUGUGGACAGAGCAAUUCCCGUACCAGGCCGUGAUGUAACCAGUCAGGGCACUCUCAGUGGUGCAGCGAUAGUAUUUGGAGAGGACCCAGGUCUCAUGCAGAAUUUCUUCAGCCGCCUUAGGAAGUAGCGACGCUGUUGCUUCCUCUUGACAAGAGUGGUGGUGGUGUUGGUCCACGUCAAGUCCACAGUGAUGUGGACGCUGAGGAACUUAAAACCAGCUGACUCUACUGCAGUCCCAUUGAUGUGGAUCGGGGCAUGUUCCCUCUGCUUCCUGAAGUCAGCAAUCAAUGCCACAAACUUGAAUCACCUGCAAUCACAACGAUACAAAUUUACGCCAGACAAGGUACGCAUGUUGCCUUGGAGAUGACUGUGAAUGUAUUCACCGUUUUGCAGUCCUUGGUCUAGCGUGGUAGCUAACACUGUGUCACACUAUUUACAAUUCCACAACUAAAUUAUCAUUACUUGAGCCGAGCAUUUCUGAACUCCAAAACGUUCAUAGUUUUUAACUGAAAUGUUAGACCGUAUGUACGCUUAACAAAAAUAUAAAUGCAACAUGCAACAAAUUCAAAGAUUUUAGUGAGUUACAAUUCAUAUAAGGAAAUCAGUCAAUUUAAAUAAAUUCAUUAGGCCCUAAUCUAUGGAUUUCACAUGACUGGGAAUUGUCCCAAUCCUCUUCAAUGGCUGUGAAAAGUUUCUGGAUGCUGGCGGGAACUGAAACACGCUGUCGUACAUAUCAAUCCAGAGCAUCCCAAACAUGCUCAAUGGGUGGGUGACAUGUCUGGUUAGUAUGCAGUCCAUGGAAGAACUGGGACAUUUUGAAUUAUCAUGAAACAGGAGGUGAUGGCGGCGGAUGAAUGGCAUGACAAUGGGCCUCAGGGUCUUGUUACGAUAUAUCUGUGCAUUCAAAUUGCCAUCGAUAAAAUGCAAUUGUGUUCAUUGUCCGUAACUUAUGCCUGCCCAUACCAUAACCCCACCGACACCAUGGGGCACUCUGUUCACAAUGUUGACAUCAGCAAACCGCUCACCCACACAACGCCAUACACGUGGUCUGCGGUUGUGAGGCCGAUUGAACGCACUGCCAAAUUCUCUAAAAAGACAUUGAAGGCGGCUUAUGGCAGAGAAAUUAACAUUCAAUUCUCUAGCAACAGCUCUGGUUGACAUUUCCGCAGUCAGCAUGCCAAUUGCACGCUCCCUCAACUUGAAUCAUCUGUAGAAUUGUGUUGGGUCACAAAACUGCACAUUUUAAGGUGCACCUGUGUAAUGAUCAUGCUGUUUAAUUAGCUUCUUGAUAUGCAACACCUGUCAGGUAGAUGGAUUAUCAUGAUAAAAGACAAAUGCUCACUAACGGGGAUAU